AUGAACUCAAAAGCAAGAUUUCUGCAUCCAGGACAUGGUGUUACUGCUGGUUGCGUCCUCCAAACAAACUUCCAUGAGGGUCUCCCCUUCAAGUAUGCGAAGCACAGGCUCGACGAAAUCGACACCGAGAACUACGUGUGCAAGUACACUUUGAUCGAAGGAGAUAUUCUUGGAGACAAGCUGGAAAAGAUCAUCUACGAGCUCAAACUUGAGGAAUCAGCAGAUGGAGAGUGCGUGAUCAAGUCCAAGACUGAUCUUCACCUCAAGACUGGUGUUGAGCUUAGUGAUGACGAAAUUAAGAACGGCAAGGACAUGGCUCUGAACAUCUUUAACGCUUGUGAAGAGUACCUCUCCGCCAACCCUCAUGUCUGCGCCUGAACAUCUUCCUAGUCCAUGAUGAAAACAAACUAUGUAUUCAGUUCUUCAGUUUCGUGUUCUUUUCUGAGUGAGAGAGUGCGUUUGUCUUAAUAAUAAAGGGACGAUGGUUCCUGUUGUUUUCGAUCAUGGUUUUUCAUAUAAAUUCUCCCAACUGGGAUGAAAGUCUUUGUUUGGUUUAGUCCACGACCACCUUCUCGAAAAAUUUGAAUUAAAGAAUACAAUCAUUUAAUAUUUAGGU
This is a messenger RNA of Sesamum indicum (sesame), 616 nucleotides long. The record is from RefSeq and is a predicted model, not a curated record. NCBI's taxonomy places the organism in Eukaryota, Viridiplantae, Streptophyta, Magnoliopsida, Lamiales, Pedaliaceae.